Molecule: messenger RNA, 741 nt
Organism: Aspergillus campestris IBT 28561
Lineage: Eukaryota; Fungi; Ascomycota; Eurotiomycetes; Eurotiales; Aspergillaceae
Product: glycoside hydrolase family 131 protein
Exons: 4
Coding region: 1-741 (246 amino acids)
Source: RefSeq, a predicted model, not a curated record
AUGAAACCCAUCUUCUUCCUCAUCCCCGCCGUCCAAGCAGGCACCGUCAUCUGGAACGGCAUCUUCAACGAAUCGUCCACCGUGGACCAACUCGACGAAUGGUCCUGGUCCAACCAAGUCGGCGCCUACCAAUGGUACAUCCACGGCAGCGAGAAAACAAACCACUACCUUGAGGUAUCCCCGGAUCUCAAGAACCCGGCGUCCAAGGAUGGGAAGGGUAUUCGCAUGACAAUUGAUGAGACGGCCUCCUGGAAUGGCCAAACAAUGAUGCGAACCGAGCUCAUCCCCCAGACCACAUCCGACCUGGGCUCCGGCACGCUCUUCUACCACUUCUCGCUGCAGACGCGCGAGAAGAACCCCCCGAACGCGAAGAUCGAGCACCAGAUUGCUUUCUUCGAGAGCCACUUCACCGAACUCCAAUUCGGCGGCAGCGAGCCCACCCUCCGCUGGAUGGCCGGCGGCAAGUCCCACUGGGACACCGAGCUCAAGGCCGGGGUGUGGUACAACUUCGCGUACGAGAUCGACUUCUCCGGGCAGACGGUCGCGCUGUGGGCGUCAGAGGGAGCGAAGCCGUUGGCGCGCGUGGGCGACGACGCGGUGGCCGCGUCGACAGAGACGAAUUCGCAAGAUUGGCACGUUGGGGAACUGAGGUUGGAUAAUGGGGCUGCUGGGGGUGGGGUGGAGGAUUGGUUCUGGUCGGGGGUUUAUGUUGAGAGUGGGGAGAUUACCAAGGAGGUGUAG